GCUUAUAAAGAGCAAGCUGCACAGCUCUUCAUUUCUCAAGCUUUUCUCGCCUCGAUUAACCUAAAAAAUGGCUACUGCUACUGUACUCUUCUCUACCAUUUCCACCGCUCUCUUUAUCCUCUUCUCCUUUGGUCAAGCUGCGCCUCUUAUUUUAACCCUAGUCAACAACUGCCCUUUCACCGUUUACCCUGCCAUCCAACCCAACGCUGGCCACCCGGUCCUCGAAAAAGGUGGCUUCCCACUCUCCACCCUAACACACCGCUCUUUUCCCGUCCCUAACCAGCACUGGACUGGCCGGAUCUGGGCUAGAACCGGAUGCACUCACACCAACGGCAAGUUCCACUGCGCCACCGGUGAUUGCAACCACCAACUAGAAUGCAACGGCCUCGGUGGUGCCCCUCCAGCAACUCUCGCUCAGUUCAGCCUUCACCAUGGCCAUAACGACUUCUCCUCUUACGGCGUCUCUCUCGUCGACGGAUUUAACCUUCCGAUGACCAUAACUCCACAUGAAGGCAAAGGUGUUUGUCCGGUGGUGGGUUGUCGAGCAAACUUACUGACAACAUGCCCUCAAAAGCUUCAGGUGAGGUAUCCGGUGGGUCAUGGUCCGGUGGUGGCCUGUAAAAGUGGAUGCUUGGCGUUCGGAACCGACGAGCUUUGUUGCCGGAAUCAUUAUAACAAUCCACAAACUUGCAGAGCAUCGAGUUAUUCAGAAUUCUUCAAGCAUGCUUGCCCUGCGACGUUCACCUAUGCUCAUGAUAGUCCGUCUCUUAUGCAUGAAUGUUCUUCGCCGCGUGAGCUUAAAGUUAUAUUCUGCCAUUAGAGAACAAAAACUAAUAAAGGAAAGUGGUGGUGGUCUCUGUCUGUACGUGAGAGAGAUGUGGAGAAUCGGAUUGAAAAAUGGUUAUCAAUGUGAUGUAUGUGUGGGGUUCUCUUUAAUUAAUUAUUAAAGUACUUGAAUUAAUUAAGGCUUC
Molecule: messenger RNA, 971 nt
Organism: Jatropha curcas
Lineage: Eukaryota; Viridiplantae; Streptophyta; Magnoliopsida; Malpighiales; Euphorbiaceae
Product: Pathogenesis-related thaumatin superfamily protein
Source: RefSeq, a predicted model, not a curated record